UACAAGAAAGGGUGUGUGAGAGAGAGAAGAAAUUAUGGGAUGCUUUUUGAUUGGUACUCUUGUGGUUAUUUUGUCGAUUGGAAAUAUUAUCGAAGAGACAAAUGGUGAAAUAUCUUCAAAAGUUUUGAGCUACAUAAAGCUGAUGAAUAAGAGAGGUCCUUAUUUGGGGAUUGUAGCUCCAAACAACUUCGAGCUUAAUCCUCUUCUCGCUUCUCAAGCCUAUGUUCCGUAUCCCUCUUUGCCCUUCAUCGAUUUUGCGGGUAGAAGAUUUCGAUUUGGUAAAAUAUCAAACCAACGUGUGGUGAUCGUGAUGGCAGGAUUAGGAAUGGUAAAUGCAGGAGUAGGAACACAAUUACUAGUGAGCCUGUUUAGGCUGAAAGGAGUGUUGCAUUAUGGAAUCGCUGGAAACGCACACACUACUAGAAAACUGCCGGAUUCUGAGGGAAAUUCCGAGGGACUAUGUGUCCGUCGGAAUAUUCCCACGAAAUUCCGAGGAAAUUCCGAGGAAACACAAUUUUCGUGUUUCCUCGGAAUUUCCUCGGAAUUUUCCGAGGAAAUUCCGACGGACUGGUAGAUCCCUCGGAAAUUUCCGAGGAAAUUCCGAGGGAUAAUAGAGCCGUUGAUUAUUCCGAGGAAAUUCCGACGGCAACGGCUAGUUGGUCGGAAUUUCCUGGGAAUGUCGUGGGAAAUAUCGGCAGAUUUAAUCUAUAAAUGCAAGCACCCCUCAUCCUCUUCAUUCACUACAUAUCUUCA
This is a messenger RNA of Raphanus sativus (radish), 753 nucleotides long. RefSeq lists its product as uncharacterized. The record is from RefSeq and is a predicted model, not a curated record. Gene Ontology annotation, molecular function: catalytic activity. The transcript is spliced from 3 exons. NCBI's taxonomy places the organism in Eukaryota, Viridiplantae, Streptophyta, Magnoliopsida, Brassicales, Brassicaceae. The coding region runs from base 35 to 574 and encodes 179 amino acids. Gene Ontology annotation, biological process: nucleoside metabolic process.